CGCCGAUUACGCGGAUGCCGUCGGCAAAGGAUCGCACCCGAAAGCCGAAUCGCGUACCGGCCGCGCUGGCGUCAUCGCGCGCCUCUGCCCCCCGCACGCCGCAAGAUUGAGAUAACAAUGACGUCACAAAUAAACGAAUGGUAUAAAGGCCGGAAAGUCCUUAUCACCGGUUCCUCCGGGCUGAUGGGCAAGGUCUUAAUAGAGAAAUUACUGUAUAGCGUUCCGGAUAUAGGAUGCGUGUACGCGCUGGUGCGGUCCAAGCGAGGAAAGAGCCCGGAAUCACGCAUCGAAGACAUGUGGAAAUUGCCUCUUUUUACGAGAAUAAGAGAAGAAAAGCCUCACGUGAUGAAGAAACUUGUAGCAGUCCCUGGUGACAUAAUCUGCGACAAACUAGGCAUCGAACAAACUAAGCUAGAACAAAUUUAUAAUGAGGUUUCGGUAGUUUUCCAUUUCGCUGCAAGCUUACGUUUAGAAGCGCCAUUGAAGGAAGGCUUGGAAAUGAACACAAAAGGCACGAUGCGUGUUUUGGAAUUAUCCAAGAACAUAAAAAAUUUGGUCGCUUUUGUACAUCUGUCGACGGCUUUCUGUUAUCCAGAUUAUGAGCGAUUGGCCGAAAAGGUCCACGAUCCCCCUACUGAUCCCGAAAACGUACUUCAAGCGGCGAGUUGGCUCACCGAACAGCAGUUAAACAUUCUCGCUCCUUCAAUAUACAAGAAGCACCCCAACUCUUACACGUAUUCCAAAAGGCUGGCUGAAGCUCUUGUGAAAGAGAGCUACCCUCAACUACCGGCAGUUGUAGUUAGACCUAGUAUAGUGACACCCGCAUACAAAGAGCCCAUAGCAGGUUGGGUUGAUAAUCUAAACGGCCCCAUUGGUUUGAUGGUAGGCGCCGGGAAGGGCGUCAUCCGCUCCAUGCACUGCUACGGUCAUUACCACGCCGAGGUCAUACCGAUAGACAUCGCUAUUAACGCCAUUAUAGUUAUAAGCUACAAGAUUGGAAAUCAGUCUGAAAGACCUCCAGAAAUACCGACAUUCAACCUCACUACAGGAGACGACAGGAACACAACAUGGAAGGAAGUUCUGGAUAUCGGUAAAGCGACCGUUCGAAAGUAUCCCUUCGAAGGUCCCCUCUGGUAUCCGAACGGCAACAUCAGACAUAAUAAGUUCAUACAUGACUUGUGUGUGUUCUUCUACCAUCUAGUUCCGGCGUAUUUUAUUGAUUUUCUGAUGUUUUUGUUCAUGCAGAAACGAUUUAUGGUUCGGAUUCAAAAUAGGAUUUCAGUAGGUCUAGAGGUGCUACAAUAUUUCACGACGCGUGAAUGGUGGUUCGAUACAGAUAAUUUCAAAGCUUUAGCUACAAUGUUGAAUCCUGUUGAUAAGGAAGUUUUUCCUAUGGACCUAAGCGUCAUUGAAGACGAGCCUUACAUAGAGAGCUGUAUGAUCGGGGGCAAGCUGUAUUGCAUGAAAGAGAAGCUUGAGAAUUUGCCUAAAGCAAGACUCCAGAAUAAUAUUCUCUACGUCUUGGAUAAAAUAACAACAGUCUUUUUCUACUUGAUCCUGCUGUACUGGGUAGUACUGUAUUGCGCACCAGUCCGCGAAGUAUUAUCUUAUGGCGGUCCAUUUGUUCGAUACCUACCUUUGGUGGGUAAAGCGGUUUUUAAAAAUGAUCUUUAAUUAAAUUUAAAUAACUACUAUAUUUGGGGACUAAAAUUCACUUGAAAUCGUGAAAUUUAUUUUUCUGCUAUAUUGAAUUGGUGUGUUGAUUGUCCUUGUAUUAAAUUUACUCUUUACUUUUAAUAGAGAAAACUUGUAAACAAUAAAAUAAACUUUUUUCUAUAAAA
This is a messenger RNA of Bombyx mandarina (wild silkworm), 1841 nucleotides long. Its product is annotated as putative fatty acyl-CoA reductase CG5065. Gene Ontology annotation, cellular component: peroxisome. The record is from RefSeq and is a predicted model, not a curated record. Lineage: Eukaryota; Metazoa; Arthropoda; Insecta; Lepidoptera; Bombycidae. Gene Ontology annotation, molecular function: alcohol-forming very long-chain fatty acyl-CoA reductase (NADP+) activity. Gene Ontology annotation, biological process: long-chain fatty-acyl-CoA metabolic process.